AUGGAUUAUGUCUGUUUAUCUAUCUAUCUACACUUAGUACCUACCAACCUACCUACCCAUCUAUCUAUCUAUCUAUUCAUUCAUCUAUCUAUCUAUCUAUCUAUCUAUCUAUUAUCUAUCUAUCUAAACCUAUUUAGUCUGUCCAGAUCUAUUAAUCUAUCUAUCAUCUAUCUAUCUAUCUAUCUCUCUUCAUCUAUCUAUCUAUCUAUCCCCAGUCUAUCUAUCUAUCUAUCUAUCUAUCUAUUCAUCUAUCUAUCAUCUAUCUAUCUAUCUAUUCAUCUAUCUAUCCCCCAGUCUGUCCAAACCUAUUUCUUAGUCUGUCCAGAUUCAUCUAUCUCAUCUAUCUAUCUAUCUAUCUAUCUAUUCAUCUAUCAUAUUCAUCUAUCUAUCCCAAUCUAUCUAUUCAUCUAUCUAUUCUAUUCAUCUAUCUAUCUAUCUAUCUAUCUAUCCCAGUCUGUCCAAACCUAUUUCUUAGUCUGUCCAGAUCUAUCUAUCUAUCUAUCUAUCUAUCUAUCUAUCUAUCUAUCUAUCUAUCUUUUUAAAUUUGAAUUGAUGGAUGUCAAAAUCUGUUCAUAUCUGUCUCGCUAUCUGUCUCUGUUAUCUACCACUGUAAAUUAUCUAUCUAUCUAUCUAUCUAUCUAUCUAUCUAUCUAUCUAUCUAUCUAUCUGUCUGUUCAUUAUGUAUCUAUCUACCUCUGUAAAUUAUAUUGGUAUCUAUGUUCAUUAUCUAUCUAUCUAUCUAUCUAUCUAUCUAUCUAUCUAUCUAUCUAUCUAUCUCUUUGUUUAUCUAUCUAUUCAUCUCUGUGUAAAUUAUGUAUGUAUCUAUCUACCUCUGUAAAUUAUGUAUAUCUGUAUGUAUGUAUGUAUGUAUGUAUGUAUGUAUCUAUCUAUCUAUCUAUCUAUCUAUCUAUCUAUCUCAGUCGGUUUCUUUCUUUCCAUCUCAGCCAUUUCUUCAUCUAUCUAUCUAUCUAUCUAUCUAUCUAUCUAUCUAUCUAUCUAUCUAUGUGUCUACGGCUAACUCUUUCUUGCAAAAUUCGCUUUCUUUCCUUCGCAAAUCCGCGUGUUUCUCACAUUAACAAAUCCUUCCCAUUUUUUUCUUUUUUUUUUUUUUGCCUUCUUGUUCCUCUUCUGUUUUCCUUUAAUUUUCAUCAGACACGUGUGCGGGCAUGUCCCAUUAUACGCGCAUGCGCGUCACUCUAA
Acanthosepion pharaonis is the source of this 1200-nucleotide messenger RNA. Lineage: Eukaryota; Metazoa; Mollusca; Cephalopoda; Sepiida; Sepiidae. The record is from the annotation of a GenBank genome assembly.